Messenger RNA from Dentiscutata erythropus, 1641 nucleotides. NCBI's taxonomy places the organism in Eukaryota, Fungi, Glomeromycota, Glomeromycetes, Diversisporales, Gigasporaceae. The record is from the annotation of a GenBank genome assembly.
AUGAAAAAAAGCGACCUUAGAAAGCGUUAUUGGCUCUUCAUACUUUUUAUGUCUAUUAUACCUCUUUCUGGAGUUCCGUAUGGAAUAAUAUAUGAUAAUGAGCGUGUAUAUCGAGUUAGUUUGAUUGGAGUCACAUUAGUGUUUGCCCUAGGACUGACUGUUGCAUUAUGGUUCCAUUUCUGUAAAUGUUUGUUGCCAGUAGUUUUGCAUAUUUUAAGUGGAACUUCAAAAGGAUUGGAACCGAUUUCAAAGUUUUUAAUAGAGACAAGAUUUAUAGGCCCUUUCAUCGCCUUAUGUAUUCGUACUAUUUUCUUUUUUUGGUUCAUUAUUUUGUUAAUAAGUGAUGUAUUCGUGCGAGCAGUUCUCAGUAGAUUUGCUGGAUUACACCAAGGAACUAGCCAUCAUUUUAGCCCCGUCGGUACAACUAAUACAAACUUUCAACCAAUGGGUUUAUUUGAGAAUAUUGAAGAUAAUACAACACGAUUGAAUGGAUUGCAAUAUAGUCAAAAAAUAGCGUUAUCUCUUGCUAAUGCUGCAAAAGUAGCAUAUGAGGAUGUUCCUAUUAUUGCACAUGAGUUAAAAGAUGCUGGCUACAACAUGCAAACUUUCAAACCAGUCGCCUAUAAGAAUAUAUGCGGUUAUAUUUGCGAGAAAGAUAAUAAUAUAAUCCUAGUCUUCCGAGGAUCAAAUCCAUUGAAUAUUCAAAAUUUUUUAACCGACAUUCGGUCUUACCUUCGCAAAAUUGAAUCUUCGAUAAAAGGAGAUAUGGGAUUAGUUCACGAAGGAUUUUAUGAAGCCAUAGGUGAACCCACGGAUAUCGAUAAUGAAUUGCCUUACUCUAAAUCACAAACUACCAUUGAAUUACAUAACACUUCAUUAUUGAAAAUUAUUGAAACCACCUUUGAGGCAGUGAAGACGCUUAUAACAUUUUUAUUUGAGAGCAUAAUCACUCACGUAUAUGAUCCAAUAGAUUACAGAUUUUUAGGCAAAGAUGAAAGAUAUUCUAGCGCAUAUAGUCAAGCUACUCGGCGAAUAACUGAUCUUUGUCAGGACGACAACAAAAAUGAUGACUUAGUUCAACGAAAGUUGACGCAAGAAACUUGUAAAAAAAGAUUAUUUAUCACCGGUCACAGCCUGGGCGGUGGUUUGGCCAUAGCUUUCUUGGCCAAACUGAUACAACAUGAUAGCCCGCUUCUUAACAUUUUAGCUGGAGUUUACACGUAUGGCCAACCUAAAGUUGGCGAUAUCGAAUUUGUAAAAUCAUUUGGACCAGAAAUUAGCAAAAAAAUGUUUCACCAUGUGUAUAAUAAUGACGUAAUUUGUAGGGUGCCUCCAUGGGAUCCAUAUGUUGAUCCUCCAGGAAAUUUGGUUUUUAUAGAUUCCUCAUAUUCAAUAUGUAUAUACCCACCAAAUCCUGUUACCAACAUAUCAAUUCCAGCUCGUGGUAUUUCAUUCAUUCAACUAUCUGGAAUAUUGAACCUUAAUGUCAUAAGAAGAAUGAUAAAUGAAAGUUGGUUAAUGAUUACGAUUAGAUUUCCAUUUUACAUAAAUGAUCAUUUUCCAGGAGAGUAUACAAAUGCCAUUCGUGAUGGAAAAAUAGAAAGAAUCAUUUUCUUGGAACUGAUGGACCAGAAAUUAUAA